AUGACGUUGAUGAGUAUGUCUGUGAUUUUGCUCGCCAUCGUUGAAGAUAUGCCGAAAUUCAGUAUGUCGGCGAACAGAAGAGGUCGCGGAUCAUUCUCCGGGAUCCCUUUAAUAGGUUUGUACUACUUCAUUCUACUGGCCAUUAUCGGUCUUUCAACGGUCACCACGUCGAUGUUCGUGUUUCUGGAGCGUGAUGUUCGAGUGAAGCACGAUAUUCCGUGGUAUCUCCAGUGGUUAUCGUUCGAUGUUCAGCGAAGACGACUCGUUAGGAGUUUCAGUCAGUACCGCAGACAUAUGCACGACCCACAAGCUGAGGUA
This is a messenger RNA of Ostertagia ostertagi, 318 nucleotides long. The record is from the annotation of a GenBank genome assembly. NCBI's taxonomy places the organism in Eukaryota, Metazoa, Nematoda, Chromadorea, Rhabditida, Trichostrongylidae.